AUGAAGUUGAUGAUGGAGGUAACGGCAGACAUGUAGAGAAAUCAUUAUCCUAUACAACAGAACCUUGAGAUGAAGGAUGAUUUCAGAAAUGCACCAUAUGUUGAGAAUCUGAUCGAGGAAUACAUAACUAACUAUGAUGAUGUAGCACAAAUUCUGAUUAAGGGCCUUUCAAGGAGAAAAAUUGGAGCAACAAGCUUAAAUUCUAAUAGCUCCAGAUCACAUAUCAUUUUCACAAUUGUCAUUGAGUCGUUGUGCAAGGGAACUAAAAAGGGUUUGAGUAGCUCAAAAACUAGCAUAAUCAGCCUUAUUGAUCUUGUUGGACCAGACAGGGAUGAAGUUGAUGAUGGAGGUAGCGGCGGACAUGCAAAGAAAUCAUUAUCCAAGCUUGCACUACUACAAAAAUAUUAUUCUACAUCGGGUCUUCUACAUCGGUUGUUCAAUAACUGA
Messenger RNA from Cajanus cajan (pigeon pea), 447 nucleotides. RefSeq names its product kinesin-like protein KIN-12C. Gene Ontology annotation, biological process: microtubule-based movement. Lineage: Eukaryota; Viridiplantae; Streptophyta; Magnoliopsida; Fabales; Fabaceae. The record is from RefSeq and is a predicted model, not a curated record. Gene Ontology annotation, molecular function: microtubule motor activity; ATP binding; microtubule binding.